Halichondria panicea is the source of this 3969-nucleotide messenger RNA. RefSeq names its product formin-like protein 3. Gene Ontology annotation, molecular function: small GTPase binding; actin filament binding. Lineage: Eukaryota; Metazoa; Porifera; Demospongiae; Suberitida; Halichondriidae. Gene Ontology annotation, biological process: cortical actin cytoskeleton organization; regulation of cell shape; cell migration. Gene Ontology annotation, cellular component: cytosol. The transcript has 25 exons. Bases 147 to 3866 code for a protein of 1239 amino acids. The record is from RefSeq and is a predicted model, not a curated record.
CAGUAAAUUAAUACAAGUGCUUGUAGAGUAUAUAGCUGAGCUGUCUUACAAGUGUUUGUGCAGACAAGCUACUUUACUCUAUAAUUUAUGUCCUGUGUCUGUAAGACUAGUUUUAUUACAAGCAAGAGAAGAUACAAAUUCACGGUAUGGCCAGCUAUGAAGAUCACCCUAUUCAAGUCCAUGUACAAGAUGUACCUUUUAGACGCUCCAUGUCCACAAAGCAAUGGACCACCUCCCCUCUUACAGCCCAAUCUGCCCCCAGGCAUCACAGGAAGUCCAAACGCCCUGAGAGCAGUCAUCAGAGACUGGCAGCUGCUAGAGAAGACAACUUUAGGGAGCAGGAAAUGAGGAGUAAUGUAACAAGGGUGGGAGGAGUCACUGGAAUGCUGCCCAAUCAGCAGUUUUCCUCAAGAGGAACGUCACCUGCUCUGACAAGUUCCCUUUCCCAAAGUUCUGUUCCUAGGCAAUCCUCCAAGCUGCCGAGGGAGAGAGAGCAUCUUAAACUGAAGCAAGCUGUUAGUGCACCUGGAAAUGCAGAAGUUCUGCAAUCAAACCAACCAUUACCAAGUGAUGAUGUACUGAAUGCUCUGUUCGACAGGCUAGUGGAGAGGCUGCAUCUCUCACCAGAGAAAGUUGCCGAAAUCAACAAGAGAACUCCAGAGCAAAAAUGGAGUCUCAUAUUAGCCCAGCAAGAGCUUCAAGCUGGUAUUGCCUGUGUCUUCUACAUUGAGCAGUUAGUCAGGCAUGCCCAGCCACAGCUCAAAGAAAAACACCCGAGGAAAAAACACCUUCAGAAUCUCCAGCCUCUUGCAAAAGUGCUUAAGAACCUUGAAGUUGAUUUGCGAACAAAUCCAAACGAUUCAUGGGUGGAGGAGUUUGUUAAUACUCCCAAUCAUGGCCAUGUUGCACUGAUUGAUCUCAUAAAAGACCUGGCUGAUAACCCAUACUCUGUGCCUCGCAAGAACCCAAAGAAGUAUACAGUGCUGGAGAGAGAACCUACGUAUCUUUACAUUGCUCUCUUGUGUCUGAAGGCUCUCACAAGCCACAGAGAAGGGUUCAAUGCAGUGUUGAAGUACGACCCGAGUCUGUGCGUGCUGGCAUACUGUCUGAACAGUGAGAGCACUCGCACUAAGGUCCUUAUUCUCAAGAUGAUGGUGACAUUCCUAUUGGCCACAGGAGGGCACAAGAAAGUCAUGCAGGCAUUCGACUACCUCAGAGCCAUCAUGAAAGAAAGAACCAGGUUUCAGCUCCUCGUUUCCUCACUCGUAAACGAACCUGUGGAUCCAAACUUUCAGGCCGCUGCUCUGUGCUUCAUCAACACUGUGGUUCAAACAACAAGAGGUCCCAAUGCAAAGGUGUUUCAUCAACACGAGUUUCUGGAGGCUGGUUUCAACACAGAGGAAGUGGAAAGAUCUCUCCACGGGCGACAGGACGAGCGAGUACUUCACGAGCUGAAAGAGUGGGAGGGAAACUUCAUCAGUGUCCAGCAGUUUAUGGACGACCUGGCUGUCACUAAGGGCCGGGUCUGGAGUCUGCAGGAGAAUUUGGAAGAGACACAGAGAACUCUUCACGAGGCCGAUCUGGACCGCACUGCACUCUACAAUCAAACAAAGAAGCUGAUAGACAAGUAUGAGCACCAGCGAGAGAGGAUAAGCUACCUCAAUGAGAGCGUUAAUGAUCUCCUCUCAGUCAAACUGGAGAGAGACGAGUUGGCAACAGAGAAGAAACAACUGGAGGAGGCCAACAAACGCUACCACGAGCACACCAGCGAACUACAGGAGAGGGUGGAGAAACUACUGGAAGAGAACAAGAACCUCCAGACGACUGAAGCCAAACUUAGUGACCUUCAGGAACAAGUGGAAGCUCUUAGCAAGUUCAAAUAUAAGGUGGAAGGAAAGUUUGAUUCCACUCCACCACCCUCUGAGAGUGGGGAAGGGGUGGAUACCGGAGCACCCCCCAUGGCGACAAACAUCCCUGCCCCGCCCCCUCUACCCCCCGUCAUGGACCCUGAUGGAUCACUCAUACCACCACCACCACCUGUACCAUUUGGAAGUGUACCCCCUCCCCCACUGAUUGGUGGGGGCAGGCCUGGAGUGCCCCUCAAGAAGCCAGUGAUACCCAACGUCCCUCUGCCCAUGCUCAACUGGAUCCCAGUGAGGAAUCCGGGACAAACCAUCUUCAAGGAACUAAAUGACGAGGCUAUUAUUGAGUCGGUAGAUUUCUCCGAGUUUGAAACUCUCUUUCAGGUCAAGAGAUUCAAGAAAAAUGAUGAAAAGUCCUCCAAAAGGAACAAGAACAAGAAAAAACUCGCUGAAGAAGUGUCCCUCAUUGAUAGCCGAAGAGCAAGGAACUUGGUCAUUGCCAAGCGGAGGAUUGGGCAUUCGGCUGUUGAGAUCAGAGACUUUAUCCUUCAAACAGACUUGGAUGGACUGUCGGGAGAGUAUUGUGAACUACUACUCAAGUUUAUACCAACUGAAGAUGAGCUCAAGGAUCUUGCUAAGAGCGCCCAGCUCUAUGACAACUUCUCUGAGGCCGACCAGUUUAUGUACCAGCUGGCCAAGAUAGAAAGAUACGAGGCACGGCUCAAUUGCAUGGCCUACAUGGGCAAUUUUGAUGAGCUGCUCAGCUCCACUAAACCACUAAUAGAGGGUGUGCUGUCUGCCUCUCUCUCCAUCUUCCGCAGUAGCCGACUCAAGAAAGUAUUUGAGAUCAUCCUGGCAUUUGGUAACUACAUGAACAGCAGUCGCAGAGGAGCAGUGUACGGAUUCAAACUGGAGUCACUCGGCAGGAUUGCUGACACUAAGUCAAUGGAUCGCAAACAGACUCUUCUACACUAUAUAGUGCAUGUGGUGGAGAUGGUGUACCCCAACGUACUGACCUUCUAUGAUGACCUCAGUGUGGACAAGGCCUGUCAAGUGUCAAUGCAGCUGCUGAAUGAGGAUGUCGAGAUACUUAAAAAGGGGCUGGAGGACGUCUCUGAGGAGAGGCAAAAGGAACCGAGCAACUUCAUCAUAUUCAGCUAUUUCAACCUUGCCAAAAGGAAGGUCGACCUUGUAGUGGAGACCUAUGCCAAGAUGGAAGAUGCUUACAGAGAGGUGUGCCUCAUGUUUGACGAGAGCCCCAAGCAGACUGACCCCUCCGACUUCUUCGGGAUAUUCGCCAACUUUAUCAAAGAAUGGAAGAAAGCAGUCCAAGAUAAUCAUGCUUCCAAACGGCGACGGAGGACAAUGAUUGACCUUCUUAAGAAGGAUGACGAUACCGAACCCAAAAAUGCCCUAGCCAGCCUCGCAUCCGAGGCUGCAGCAGAGGCAGCUGCUCGCUCCAAGAACAUACGCAAAGGGGCGGAGCAACUUGAUGAGAGGGACGAAGACGGUGUGACACGGCCUCUUUCUAGGGGUGAAGUUGUGCAAGAUCUCGAGGCUGAAGCACACGAUAUACGGGAGAAAGGAAUACAUCAUCUUAAUCUACAGGAACGAUUGCCAUGGUUGAAAAAAUCCCCGACUAAGGAGGACAGCAAAGAACAAGAGGAUGACCAGCCAGAGCGAGCACUGUCACCUGAUUCCGGACUAGACCAACUCAGCCCUAAAGAGGGUUUUCUACUACACGAUUCCACCCUCGAGGAAGAUCGCAGUAUAGCAAGCUCUGUACAUAGUCUGCUAAUGAAUGGAUACCCUGAGGAAACACCUGAAGUGUACCUACCCCCUAAAGACUACCACACAGACAAUGCAUACCCUGAGGGAUACGUAGAUGAAGAUGAGGUGAUACCAUCAAGAGACUACCCCACGAAAGGAGUGACUGGCUCACAGACCCAGCUGUUAGAAGAAAAUGACUAUUACUCCAUGAUGUCGAAUGGACUCACUGCAUGAUUUGUAACUACAUGUAAUCGUUUUAUUUAAAUUUCCAUGCACCCUGUAAACCAUAUAUUUACCAUUUUAUGUAUAUAUACAUGCAAUAAUUAUUAUAGACUGG